CUACUCGACACCAUUGUCAAACUCAGAUAUACCACAACAGCUUGCACAGAAGGCUGAGACUUUGCAAAGCAAUUUCAUAGGGUCCAUUUGGUGAAGUUGGUGAGUAUUGGACUUCGAAGUACCCUCGCAUACACGUCGACUCACAUUGAUGCAACCUAAACUUUUUCCCUUUAACCACUCACGUACACCAUUUCCUAAGCUUAUCUAUUGUAACAUCUCUAUUGGUUUAUAUGCUAAUUACCGCUUUCGAACAUCUCUUUCACUUCAAGACUCAUACUCUAGCCUAAAAUGGCGACCGGAGAUAACAGCCAGACUGGACCUUCUCAUGCCAACGCCCCCAAAAGUGGCGAAACCUCGGCGAAUACAGUCUUAAUUAGUGCCAUGAGCGACCAAGCAAGUACAGGGCCUAGCGAUAUCGUCUACACGCCUCCCGAAUCUGUUACCAGCAUAGCUUCCUCAAUCGGAAGUGACAACACCUCAGUAACGACCCUACCAAAUGCAAAUGCACCGACACGUCAGGGCGUCUCCGGUGCAGCUUCAAACAUCAGCAAGCGCGAAUACAUCUACUUUCUCCCAUACCCCCUCCCACCCGGCACCGAGGUCCCCUACUCCAUCCACCUCCCCGAGAAAAACCCACUGAACCUUCCCUCUCACCAGUUCGAGCCUACAAACACCCUCGUUCUAACCAGUCCCCUCCGCACCUUUGUCGACAUCCGCAUCUACAAAGCCUUCACCACAUCCACCACAUCCUCCCCAAACAGCAUCGACCAAGGCUCCCAGCAACGCCUCGAAUGGGCAUUCGCCGGUACCUCGACAUCAGUGCCUAUACAGCCAUCCAGCGCAUCCCACAGCGGGACCCAAAAGCCACAAGAAGACGAAGAGUGGGAAAACGUAACACAUUCUACAUGGAAGCACUGGCUCGAUUCACGCUACAGCGUCGGUGACCCGAAUAUCCCAGUUGAUGAGGGAGAUAUGUAUCCCCUGUCUGAAGAGCUGACGCUUGAAGUGGGACAUGCAUAUCAUCCAGCACUUGAGGCGGUAAAGACGCAUGAGGAGAUGUGGCGGGACGAAGAGAUAAAAUCGACAUCUUUACCUACAACUGGUAAGGAAGAAAAGAAACUUUGUGUUGUACUGCGGUGCCACGAUGAUGCUGCGGGGGUUCGAGGCGUGAUUGUACGUGUGGGACAGCAUGUACAGGGUAUACUGAUGCAAGGGGAUAAGACGACGGUGGAGCGCUGGGAGUGGGCGGCGGAGAAUGAGGGGGUGGAUGAGAUUGCGAAGUGGCAGAGAACUGUGAGGAUUGGCGAGGCGUUUUUGCCUUGUGCGGUGUGUUUCCGGGAUGCGGUUCUAGCAGUUGGAGGGAAGGUGCGGUUUGGAGAGUUUGAAUGGGUGUCGAAAGAUAAUUCGAAUACUUGAAUGAAAUCUGGCAAGGUAG
This is a messenger RNA of Bipolaris sorokiniana ND90Pr, 1435 nucleotides long. RefSeq lists its product as uncharacterized. The transcript is spliced from 3 exons. Lineage: Eukaryota; Fungi; Ascomycota; Dothideomycetes; Pleosporales; Pleosporaceae. The record is from RefSeq and is a predicted model, not a curated record. Bases 289 to 1416 code for a protein of 375 amino acids.